UUCAGGAGAAGGAACAGCUUGUCCAUGAUAUCCUCAUGUUUCAAGUUGUGCACCGGGUUGAAGCCCCAUUCCAAAGGUUCCAAGAGGGGCUUAAAACCCUUGGAGUUUUGGGAAAGCUCCAGAAGAGCCCAGACAGCUUCCGCCCUCUAUUCUGCCAUCAGCAAUCUGCACUGACUGCUGAGAUAAUGGAGGAUUUGUUCCCCAUCCAUCUAUCUGCGCAAGGCAGCAACAAGAGGAGAGCAGAGGAGAUGGUGGUUCCCUACUGGAGAGACUACCUAAUUGAUGCGGAAGAUCAAGAGGGUCCUUCCAAACUUGAGCAAAUCCUUGCCUUUGCCACGGGAGCGACAGUGAUCCCACCAAUUGGCUUCCAACCUAUGCCAUCUAUUGAUUUCCUGCACGAGGAGGAGUAUGGAGACUCUGCUGUGUCAAACCUCCCUCUUGCAAAUACAUGCAUAAACUGUCUCAAGCUGCCGUUGCACAGCUCAUACUCUGUGUUCAAGGCAAAACUGGACUUUGCCUUUGCCAAUACACAUGGCUUUGGCAGAGCUUAAAUUGUCCAAGACAAAAUAUUGUUGUUACACAAA
Molecule: messenger RNA, 584 nt
Organism: Gymnodraco acuticeps
Lineage: Eukaryota; Metazoa; Chordata; Actinopteri; Perciformes; Bathydraconidae
Product: G2/M phase-specific E3 ubiquitin-protein ligase-like
Exons: 3
Coding region: 36-551 (171 amino acids)
Cellular component (GO): nucleus
Molecular function (GO): ubiquitin-protein transferase activity
Source: RefSeq, a predicted model, not a curated record